Molecule: messenger RNA, 1208 nt
Organism: Pseudovirgaria hyperparasitica
Lineage: Eukaryota; Fungi; Ascomycota; Dothideomycetes; Acrospermales; Acrospermaceae
Product: GA4 desaturase family protein
Exons: 2
Coding region: 239-1108 (289 amino acids)
Molecular function (GO): oxidoreductase activity
Source: RefSeq, a predicted model, not a curated record
AAGAGCCUCAUGUAUCCGUGGACAAAGCACAGAUUAUGCUGAACGUUUCGGACAUCAGCUUCUCGUGGUAAAGAGCUGCAUCCUCCACACUACGUCAGUAUCUAUAGACGCGACUCCAGAACUUCCCAUAUAACGCUGAAAACAUGCACCCAGCACCUCUCGAUUCUAAUCAUCUAAACUGUCUCAUCAACACCCAACUCUCCUUCUCACUCUAUUUGGAUUAUACUACACAUUCAAAAUGGUUGCCCAAGUGGAUACUACUUUCAAUUACUUCAAUGAAGACGCUGGCUAUGACCUGAUCCUCGGCACUGUCCAACCCUUCCGCCGCAAGGUCGACUCCCAAAACGCGACCGCACACGACAUUCGCGGCCAUGAAAGCGAGUUCAAACUCGAUACCCACGGCUUCGAGCUCUGUCACCACCCAAGCAAACACAUGGACCUGGUCAACGAGCCCGACAAAGACAUCGUCAAGAAGCACAUCUACCCAGAAAUCGAAGAAGUGCUCAAGAAAUGUACCGGUGCAAACAACGCUCUUGUCUUCUCCCACGUCACCCGCAACGGCUCCCCCGAGAAAAUCCAAGCCCAAGCCGACGCCUCCACCAGCGACGAAGAACGCACCACCACCGCGACCCCAGCACGCGUCGUCCACAUUGACCAAUCCGCCAUCGGCGCCAACGCCCUCCUCGAAGACAAUCUCCCCGCCGACCUCGUCACCAAAGUCAAAAGCGGCCGCUGGGCCCUAAUAAACGUAUGGCGGCCCCUCAAGAAGAUCCCCCGCGACCCGCUCGCCAUGUGCGACGCCCGCAGCGUCGCCGAGACAGACAAGGUCGAGCUCACAGCCCGUCUGCCCACCUGGAGCGGCGCAAAAUACGGCGCGUCGCGCCCGAGUCUGAGUGCGCUCCACGUGCGCUACAACGAGGCGCACCGUUGGUAUUUUGCCGACGAGAUGACGGAGGAUGAGGUCUGGGUGUUUAAGAUCUGGGAGUCGCUGGAUGAUGGGUCGGUGGCGGGUGGGGUUGCGCAUUCGUCGUUUGUCGACCCGCGCACGAGGGAUGUGCGUGAGUUGCGCGAGUCGAUGGAGAUUAGGAGUUUGGUGUGGUGGGAUUAGAUGUGCGAUGCGGAUCUGUGAGGGGGUUGUAUUAUAUUCUGUAUGAUAUCUAGUGAGAAGAUUCGAUAGGUUGCAUAUGUUACCACCCACUACUAACGCU